Lonchura striata (white-rumped munia) is the source of this 468-nucleotide messenger RNA. Lineage: Eukaryota; Metazoa; Chordata; Aves; Passeriformes; Estrildidae. The record is from RefSeq and is a predicted model, not a curated record.
AUGGCGGCGCCCAUCGGGCGGUGCCGUACAGGCGGAGCGGGGACGCGGGGACAGCGCCCGGUGGGACGGACCCCGCUCCCCGCUCCCCGCACCGGCUCCCACCGACCGCGGCUCCUCCCUGGUCCUGGCGAGGCCCCCGAGUGCCCCCACACCCCGAGGCUGCGGGGGAAGAGCAGCCGCCGUUCCCAGCGGAACGCACCCUCUGUGUCCCCCCCGGUCACCCCGAGCUCUGUGUCCCCCCCGGUCACCCUGACUGUCCCCCCGGUCACCCCGGGCCGGUCCCCACCGGGCCAGCCGGACCCCGCCGAGCCCGCGGGUGCCGGGAGGCACCGGGGGUGGGUGAGGGACCCCGAGAGGCUCCCAGAGCCGCGCAGAGCCUCGGCCGAGCCGCCGCGGCACCGCGAGCAGCGCCGGGGGAAGGAGGCGGCGGCCCCGGAGCGCGGCCCGGCAGCGCCGCGGUCAAAAUAA